Hibiscus syriacus is the source of this 1188-nucleotide messenger RNA. RefSeq lists its product as uncharacterized. The coding region runs from base 80 to 1150 and encodes 356 amino acids. Lineage: Eukaryota; Viridiplantae; Streptophyta; Magnoliopsida; Malvales; Malvaceae. The record is from RefSeq and is a predicted model, not a curated record. The transcript is spliced from 3 exons.
AUCUUUGUCAUCAAACUUGCUCUCUUUGCCCGUCUUCUUGGUCUUUCUCCUUAGGUUUUGUAGGAACAUUGGCAUCAUCAUGGAAAGAAACUUGGAAGAAGAAUCUAAGGAUAUGGCAGAAAGUGAAUUUGAUCAAUCAAUAUUACUUUCAAUGUCCAAGUCACCAGGCCAAAAUGGCAGACCAAGCAGUAUGAUUCUCAAGAAAUCAAAGUCUGUAAUCCCAGCUCAUUUGGUAGCUGAAGCGAUCUCGACACUGCAAGGUCUUGAUCUGAGAUGGUCCGGUCCGAUAACACCUACCGAAAUGCAGUAUGUCGAGCAAUAUAUUGUUGCAAAAUAUCCUCAGUAUUGCACUGGAGUCGUGGAAGACGGAGAAAAGAUGUUGGACGUUGAUAAUCUAUCGAACAGCGAGGAAUCCUUUGAGACUGUUGUUGAUAAUAAGCGGAAAUCACCGAGGGUUGUGAGCAGUAGGGAGUGUUUUUCGUCUUCGUCGAUUAGUGGUAUGGUCGAUAUCGACAACACUCGAUUGGAGCCUUCGAGGCUUUUCGAUAUCCUCUCGAGGAAGACUUCUUUCCAAGGGAACUUUGUUUCAAUACCCGAAAUUCAAGCUCAAAACAGGGCGUUGAAGCACUGUGGGCUAAGUGAAGACGAGUAUUUAGUUCUUUUCAUGCCGAAGUACAAGGAUGCUAUGGUGCUGAUUGGUGAAAGUUACCCUUUCUUUAAAGGGAACUAUUAUUUGACGAUCAUCGGCGAAGAGUCGGAUUACAUAAGGGAAUUCGCCGGCCAGAGAGAAUCGAAGGUCAUUUCGGCACCGGAAACAUGGUUGGAUUUAAGGAUUAAAGGGUCUCAACUUAGCCAAAACUUUAGGAGAAAAUGUAAACAUACCCCAAAAGGGUUGUUUUCUUAUCCGGCUGAUGUAAACGGGACAACUCGACACUCGUUGCAUUGGAUCUCGGAGGCGCAUAGAAACUCGUGGCAUGUCCUCCUGGAUGCGACUAGGCUGGUUCUCAGAGAGGGUCAGCGUCUGCCGCUCGCGCUCCACCGGCCGGACUUUGUGUUAUGCACGGGUGAUAACACCCAUGCUCAGCAUUCCAAGAUUACCUGCCUCCUUGUUAGGAAAAGAUCAUUUGAUACCACCUCUUGUGCUCCGUAGACUUGCAUUUUCAUGAGUUUUACUUUGAUUCGUAAUGU